GCAUUAGGAAGUGGUGAGCUGUCUGUUGACAGCUUUUUGCUCAGUAAGAUGGUGUAACAUCAUAAUAAUGGUGAGGUAUUGAUACUACGGCGGGCUGCUGCACUCCACAGUUGUGUUGUCCUCAAACGUGGUGGAAUUUAAGUUUACCUGCAGCCUGCCUGUCAGAGAUGGAUUGUGGAGAGGAAGUGCGAGUGGAAACUGCUCCAUACUGCUGCUCCACUUGUGACGGAGGGGAGGUUACUGGACACUGCCUGGUUCUACAGAACAGGAAAACCCGCAGCCUGAGCACCUCCUCAGCAGGCUGCUCUUCUGAAUACAGGAGAACACAGUCACUUCAUGGACCAAGCCCUGUGACUACAUUUGGCCCAAAGGCAUGCAUGCUUCAGAAUCCACACGCAGUGAUGCACAUUCAGGAUCCCGCCAGCCAAAGACUAACAUGGAACAAGCCACCAAGAAGUGUCCUUGUCAUCAAAAAGAUACGAGAUGCCAGUCUACUCGAGCCCUUCAAAGAGCUCUGCAUUUUCCUCACUGAGGUGAAAAACAUGGUUGUUUACGUGGAACAGAAAGUUCUUGAGGACCCAGCUAUUUCAGGCGAUGAGAACUUCGGAGUCAUUACAAAGAAAUUCUGCACUUUCAGAGAAGAUCUUGACGACAUCUCAAACCGAGUUGACUUCAUCAUCUGUCUUGGUGGAGAUGGGACUUUACUGUAUGCGUCCUCACUCUUCCAGGAGAGUGUUCCACCAGUUAUGGCCUUCCACCUGGGGUCGUUGGGCUUUUUGACACCUUUGAAGUUUGACACCUACCAGUCUCAGGUCACACAAAUUAUUGAAGGUAAUACUGCCAUUGUCCUGCGAAGUCGCUUGAAAGUCCGGGUAUUUAAAGAGAACUGGGAUAAGAAGGCCAGAGUGGAUGAGAAUGGAAUCAUCCUGACCAACGGGGACAUGGACAGUUGUCGGAAACUUCUACAGUAUCAGGUUCUUAACGAGGUGGUGGUGGACAGAGGUCCCUCCUCAUAUCUCUCCAAUGUUGACCUCUUCCUCGAUGGACACCUCAUUACGACAGUGCAGGGAGAUGGUGUGAUCGUCUCUACACCUACAGGAAGUACAGCAUAUGCAGUUGCAGCAGGUGCAUCCAUGAUCCAUCCCAACGUCCCUGCAAUUAUGAUCACUCCCAUCUGCCCACACUCGCUCUCCUUCAGACCCAUAGUGGUGCCUGCUGGAGUGGAGCUCAAGAUAAUGCUGUCCCGUGAUGCCAGAAACACAGCCUGGGUGUCAUUCGAUGGAAGGAAAAGACAAGAGAUCUGCCAUGGAGACAGUAUUACCAUCACUACUUCCUGCUUCCCCGUUCCCUCCAUUUGUUUCCGGGAUCCAGUGAACGACUGGUUUGAAAGCCUCGCCCAGUGUUUACACUGGAACGUGAGGAAGAAGCAGAACUACCUUGAAGAGGAAUUCUGAGGACUUGUCCAUGAUGUUCUCCGAGGUCCCCGGGACUCCCAAGCCUUGGUUUAAGCCC
Molecule: messenger RNA, 1512 nt
Organism: Labrus bergylta (ballan wrasse)
Lineage: Eukaryota; Metazoa; Chordata; Actinopteri; Labriformes; Labridae
Source: RefSeq, a predicted model, not a curated record